CCAAUGCAUCUUUAAAAUUUAGCUAACGAAGAUGAAAAUCAGCUGCAUUGGAUUCGGUAAAAGUUUUAUUUCAAGUUUUGAGCUACAGUGUUUAAUCUUUUUCCUUCAAAUAUGAAAGACUACUGUUCGACAUUCAUCCUUAUAUUUUAUUGUCGUUUUAAUGAACAACGGAUUUAUUUUAUUUCGUUUCUCUCUCCUUUCCCUCCCCGCGUCUUUCUUCCCCCCUUUCUCUCUUUCUCUCGUUCCAUCGAUCGAGCACAGAAGCCUGUGGCUUCUUCUCCUUUACGCAAAAUCGGAACAAAAUCCAUGGUUUCUCUCCUCAAAUCAGCAGAGUGACUCCUUCAGCACUUGGCGCGACAGUUUUCUCCUUCAGGUGUAGCACUCAAUCUUGCUUUUGGCUCUAGCAAGCACACAGAUUCUGGUAUUGUAUUUUCUGGAUCCAUAACAUCUGAAAACCAACUCAUGUGUGCUUAUAACAUUUAGUAUUGAUUCUUUCUGGUAUGAGAUUGCUAUUCAUGCAAAUAAAUGGUAAACCUGUUUAAGACUUUAAAAAAUAAAAAUGUUAUAGUUGAAAUGUACUUCAAAGAUUGCUAUUUAUGUAGAAUUUCAGAUUUAAGUAGAAUUUCAAUGAGGUGUUCUGUUUUUAUAAGUCAAAAAGUACAAGUGAGGUGGUAUUGUUCUGUUUUUAUUAGUAAAAAAUCUCUAUGAGGUGGUACUGUUUUUGUGUCUUAGUAGCAGAUUUAAGUUCAGAUUUUCAGACUUAAAUUCUCAAAAGUGUUCUGUUUUUUCUUACUGUUUGUGUGUCUUACUAGCAGAUUUUUUCGUGUCAAGUAGAGUCAUAUACUGCUAUAUAUGCUGAUGUUAAAGGCUUGAAAUGUACUGUCUUGUUUAUUGUGCUGCGUUGUAUGUGCUGCAUUGUCUGACAACUUAAUAAUUAUAAUUCUCCUAGGAUGGACAAUCUGUUGGAUGAGGACCCAUUCUUCACCACUCUCUUACAAAGUGGAGGAGAAGGUCCUAUUACCACUCCAACAUUCUCACAGCAUUCUAAUGUUGUGGUCGCUUCAACCCCCCUUCACGGUGAAAAGAGGCCUCCAACAAAAAAAGUUCAAAGAGGAGCUUCUUUCACUGUUGAGGAGGAUAAUGUACUUGUCUCUGGUUGGCUCAACAUUAGUAUUGAUGCCAUUCGGGGAACUGAUCAGAAAUCCACUCAAAUGUGGGAGAGGAUUUCUGAAUUUUAUCACGAAUAUAAAAAACCACAAACUAUGAACCGUUCGGUUGGAUCAUUGAUCAAUCGUUGGUCCAUGAUUCAGAAAUGCACAAAUAAGUUUUAUGCAUAUCUAGCUCAAGUAGAGUCAUUGCACCCGAGUGGUGCAACCGAACAAGAUAAGAUUGAAAAGGCAAAAAUAUUGUACAAAGAGAUGGAACGAGGGAAUUUCACAAUGGACCAUUCUUGGAAUCUUUUGAGACACCAACCCAAAUGGCAUCAACAUUUGAAUACGCUGAAUACGAGGAGAAAGCCACAUGAUAAACGUCCUUCCAAUGAGCAGUCAAGUGAAAUUUUGGGCGAUGUUGUGGAGGAGCAUGUUGAAAGGCCUGCUGGAAAAAAGGCUGAAAAGGAAAACUUGAGGAAGCGAAAGGCUCAAGAAUCAUCUGAUGCUGAGUUCAACACGGCAUUAGGAGCAAUGACCGAGGAUAGACGAUUGUUCAUGGCGGAGAGAAGAGAAUGGCAGACGAAGGUUGAUCGUGAUAGAGGUGCACAACUGGAUCUUGAUAAAAGAAAGUUUGAUGCUGAGAUGAUGGGCAAGGAUCUUUCUGAUAUGAAUGCCAUGCAGCAAGCCUACUUCCGUAAAGUUCAGAAAAAAAUUUGGGAAGAAUCAAUGAGUGAUUCAGAUGGUAUAUCCGAAUGACCUAUGCAUUUCCAGCUUCUAGUGGCUGCUUAGCCACAAGACUUCAUAAUGAAGCAUGUGGCUGGGCAGCCACUAUGAAUGGAUGACUUUCUAUUUUUUUGAAUGGAAAUACAAAUGGAAUUUCUGAAUGUUAGUUUAGUUUUUGGACUUGGUUUGGAAGCUGGUUUUUAUGAAUCAACUUGUAUUUGCUGGAUCUGUUUGUGGAAAUACUUUGGAAAUAUUUUGAGGUUGUAUUCUUAAACUUGUCUGGGAAUACUUUGGAAAUACUUGGGAUAUUUUGGAAGUGAAUUGUGGUUAGAAGCUAUUUGUAUUGAGAAACUGUGUAUUUGGAUCUGUUUAUGGAUGAGAAAUUGUGGUUAGAAGCAGAUUUUAUUUA
Carya illinoinensis is the source of this 2283-nucleotide messenger RNA. RefSeq names its product glutathione S-transferase T3-like. The transcript has 4 exons. The record is from RefSeq and is a predicted model, not a curated record. NCBI's taxonomy places the organism in Eukaryota, Viridiplantae, Streptophyta, Magnoliopsida, Fagales, Juglandaceae. The coding region runs from base 951 to 1907 and encodes 318 amino acids.